Argentina anserina (silverweed cinquefoil) is the source of this 3748-nucleotide messenger RNA. Its product is annotated as protein-tyrosine-phosphatase MKP1-like. The transcript is spliced from 2 exons. The record is from RefSeq and is a predicted model, not a curated record. Lineage: Eukaryota; Viridiplantae; Streptophyta; Magnoliopsida; Rosales; Rosaceae. Gene Ontology annotation, biological process: protein dephosphorylation. Gene Ontology annotation, molecular function: protein tyrosine/serine/threonine phosphatase activity; actin filament binding. Bases 455 to 2956 code for a protein of 833 amino acids.
UCUCUCUCUCUCUCUCUCUCUCUCUCUCUCUCUCUCUCUCUCUCUCUUUUCUUCUUCUAUCCUCCAAAGUCUGUCGUACAAACCCAAGAGACCAUCCUGCGUGACACAGAUUUGUUAUUGUAAGUUAAGUUACUUUGAUCUUUGAUUUUUUUAACCCAACAAAAACAAAACACAACUACUGCUUUUGGCUUCCAUUUUCGUCUUGCUUGUCUAUGUAGAAUCUAUGAAGUUUUACUGGGUCGUUUUCGUGUUUGAAUUUGCUUUCAUGAUUCUAGAUAGAAAAGUAUAACGAAGAAUAGAGAUGGGUCAAUUGUUUUAGGUGAGAAAAUAUAACAAAGGUUGGAUUUUUCAAUGGUAUUAAUGCCAAAUUUCCAAGCUUGAUGUGUUUUCCACGAAGAAUCCUUUAAUGGGUAGCCACUAGAAUUUCAGAGAUUUUAGUUUCAAAACAAUAGAGAUGUUGGGUGAGGAAGAAAAGAGUGGGAUUGCCGGAAAUACUGACCGGAAAAAAUAUCUCCGGUCGAUGUCAUGGAGUGACCGGUCACCUUCCAAGCUGCCUAAUCCUUAUCCAAAGCCUCAGCUGAAUGGUAAGGCAAGGUCUUGCUUGCCUCCACUUCAGCCUCUUUCAAUUGCCAAGAGUAGUGUUAAGGAGUGGCCUAGGGCUGGUUCUGAUGAUCUUGGGGUUUGGCCUCAGCCCCAGACCCCUAGAGGGUCUGCUAAGCCCUUUCCGGGUUCGAACCCGGAGCAGGGUGGGAGAGAGUUUGAGUUUAAGAAAGAUAAGCUUGCCUUUUUUGAUAAGGAGUGCUCUAGGAUUGCAGAGCAUAUAUACUUGGGGAGUGAUGCUGUGGCUAAGAACAGGGAGGUUUUGAGGAAUAAUGGGAUCACCCAUGUGCUCAACUGUGUUGGGUUUGUGUCUCCUGAGUAUUUCAAGUAUGAUCUUGUGUACAAGACGCUCUGGUUGAAGGAUAGCCCAUCGGAGGACAUUACGAGCAUUCUCUAUGAUGUGUUUGAUUAUUUUGAAGAUGUGAGGAAGCAGAAUGGGAGAGUUUUUGUGCAUUGUUGUCAGGGAGUGUCGCGGUCGACCUCGUUGGUGAUUGCAUACCUCAUGUGGAGGGAGGGACAGAGCUUCCAAGAUGCAUUUCAGUAUGUGAAGGCGGCAAGAGGGGUGACAAAUCCCAAUAUGGGGUUUGCUUGUCAACUUCUGCAGUGCCAGAAGAGGGUGCAUGCUGUGCCUGCAAGCCCGAGUUCUGUGUUGAGGAUGUACAGGAUGGCUCCACAUUCAUCGUAUGAUCCGCUUCAUCUGGUGCCGAAGAUGUUGAACCAUCCAGGUGCACAGGGACUUGACUCUCGUGGUGCUUUUGUUGUACAUGUCCCAUCUGCUAUAUAUGUCUGGAUUGGGAAGGAUUGCAACACAAUGAUGUCGGAUAAUGCAAGAGCAGCUGCCCUUCAGGUCAUCCAGUAUGAGAGGGCAAAAGGUCCAAUUGUGGACAUCAACGAAGGCAAGGAGCCAUUAGAAUUUUGGGAUGCUCUUUCCAGUGGGCUUUCAGAAGAUGAUUGCAGCAAGGGAGAUGUUAAAAAGGAAGAAACCUUUCCUUCUGGAGGCAAUAAGGUUGCUGCAGUGACUUGUAUUCCAGUGGGUGAAAGGAAGGUUUUGGAAUAUGAUUUGGAUUUCGAAAUGUUCCAUAAGGCACUUGCAGGUGGGGUUGUUCCAACAUUAUCAGUAUCAAAUACUGAGUCCGAAACUUGCCUUCCUGCCAGAGAAAAUGGAUGGGGUAGAUUGCGGCAGAAGUUUGCUAGCGGAAUUAUGAAGGAUUUGGUCAGCAAUGAAUCGGAUAUGGUUGUGGAAGUUGACAAAGACACGGAGAACCCUGCUUCUUUGAUUGAGCCUUCAUCCCCAUUGUCAGCGUCAAGCCAGUGUUGUGGUACACCAGAUUCCUUUGAAUGUUAUCCAAUUAGUAGCCCAAAUAGGAUAAGCGAUACUUGUAGGGAAGUAGGACGAUCUGUUGCUCUUACCAAUCCAUUAUCAUUUCCAACGACAGACUGUGGGUCACCCAAUUCUUGUUCUUGGUUUCCUGAUAACAAUCUUAAGUUUAGCUCAAAAUCCCCAACACUCUCUCCUUCAACAUCUGAAUACUCUAGUUCAUCGUUUACCUUUUCACCCUCAUCUUCUAAUUGGUCAGACUUGUCAUGCUUGUCUUCUCAACAGCCUUCACCGUCAGGCUUGGAUUCUGCAGAUCCAUUAUGUAUUAAGCAUAGCCCCUUAGCUGAUAGCUCACGGUUACUUUUCAAAGAGUCUCCUUCUUCACCUCGAGAGGCAUUGUCAGCUGAUAUCACUUUGGAAGUGACAAAUACAUGUUUGACAUGUAAAGGGAUUUCCCCUUCUAUAGCUGAGCGUAGAGGGAGUAGACCUCCACCUCUAAUGUUGCUACCCUCAGUUGAAGAAUCACCUAAAGUAACGAGGACUUUGGUACGAUCAUGGUCGUUUUCCUUGCCUGACUUGGAUGAUGAUCUGAUGGACACUGAUUGCAACCAAGCUGAAAAUGCAAGCAACGGAGAUGAGCUAAUGUCGGGUGUUGACGUUAAUAACUCUGAAAGUGAUUUACAUUCUGCAGAGGUGAUUAACCCUGUUUUGUACCAGUGGCCUUCUUUGAAUAAGGUGGUGAUGCAUCAGUCUGGCAAACUUCAUUCCAGAUCAGCGUAUCUUUUGCUAGCUCCAGAUGCGACUGUGGGUGCUAAUAAACUUGGAGUCUUAUUUGUGUGGUUGGGACGUUAUAUUUUGCAUGAGAAAGGAGAAAAUGCAACAUUUGAGGACAGCCAUCUUCAAUGGGAGACCAUAGGACGCUGCUUCCUUGAGAAUAGGGGUUUGCCUACGAGUUCCCCUGUACAGAUAGUGAAAGAAGGUGAGGAGCCAGACGAGUUCCUAUACCAUCUCAGCUGUAAAUCACUACAGAAAACAUAAAUUGACGACAUGAAUAAGACAGAAAUAGAAGGAUCAAUGUAAAGCAAGAUUAUUUGGCAUUCAUGAUCCUUGAAGCAUCUGGAACAGCGGGAUGGAUCAGUUGCAGAUUGAAAAGUCGGGUUGGCAUCCCGGGCAGUGCAAAGUGUUUCAUAUCUGCUUGUGUGAUGUAUGGAGGGGUUAGUACAUAUCACUACAGAAAACAUAAAUUGACAGACAUGAAUAAGACAGUAAUAGAAGGAUCAAUGUAAAGCAAGAUUAUUUGACGUUCAUGAUCCUUGAAGAAUCUGGAACAGCGGGAUGGAUCAGUUGCAGAUUGAAAAGUCGGGUUGGCAUCCCGGGCAGUGCAAAGUGUUUCAUAUCUGCUUGUGUGAUGUAUGGAGGGUUUAGGACAAUAUGUACAGAGGACACGUCUGCUCUAUGCAGAUAGGAUUUUAUCAGUAAAGUUUUGUUAAAUGGGCAAACAAAAUAUCGGUUCAAAUAAAUGUAUCUAGUAUAUAUAGUAACAAGUGUAUCUAGGAUAUACAGUAACCCUUACCAGCAUCCAAGGUGUUGCCAUUUAAGGUGAAAUGAGAAGCUCACUUGAUUUUAUCCAUGAAAAGUAAUAGCCAGUUAGCCACAUACUCUGCAGUUCUGCCAUUAUGAGGUUUUUAUCAACGAAAAAUAAUUGUUUGGUGUGGUGAGUGUUACUCUGAUGUGCUGCGACUGUUGGAUGUAUUCUGAAUUUUGGACGGUUCAUUGUUUAUCUUCAACUCCGAGUCUGAGGAACAAUGCAAGGCAACUGAAAUUUGCACU